Messenger RNA from Nymphalis io (European peacock), 3982 nucleotides. It is a transcript of the gene Src64B, whose product is annotated as tyrosine-protein kinase Src64B. Lineage: Eukaryota; Metazoa; Arthropoda; Insecta; Lepidoptera; Nymphalidae. Gene Ontology annotation, cellular component: extrinsic component of cytoplasmic side of plasma membrane. The transcript is spliced from 7 exons. Gene Ontology annotation, biological process: innate immune response; protein phosphorylation; cell differentiation. Gene Ontology annotation, molecular function: signaling receptor binding; ATP binding; non-membrane spanning protein tyrosine kinase activity. The record is from RefSeq and is a predicted model, not a curated record. Bases 323 to 1897 code for a protein of 524 amino acids.
CGUCUUUUAAGUAAAAUCGAAGCUUUCCGAUUUCGAGCUUGUUCGUCUAGUUUAUAAUGAAGUGUUUAAUAAAUAUUUAUAAUUUGAAUUUUAUUACUUAAACUUAUAACGGCUUAUAUUUAACAGUGUCAGUGAUAUUGUGAAUGCACAUUAAGUUAUGUAUUUGUCGUUGAACCGUCAAUGUUAACGGUAAACUUGUGCGAAUAUCGUUAAUUUAACUAAGUUCGUGACAGUGUUUACGUCGUCGGGAUGUUACAAAGUAUUUAGUAACUUGGAAGAUUUACAGAAGCGGCUUGGCGCGGCGUAGCGGGCGGGCCGCGCCAUGGGUAACAAGUGCUGCAGCCGCCGUCACGACCCCGACAGACCCUUAGUAUAUCCAGCAUAUAAGAAGAACGAAGCAGGGUUUACAACAUGUCCUUCGCUAGAGACGAGGUAUACGGGCGAACCAAACAACCGCGCUGUUUCGCGCAGACCAGCGGACAUCGUGCGCACGCGCAACCCCGGAGCAUGUAUAACAAACGGCGGACGUCGUGUAGUAAAAGCGCUAUGUGCCUACACAGCUCGCGCGGAGUCCGACAUAUCGUUUCGCAAAGGAGACCGUAUGGAGGUCCUGAGCGAUGCAGAAACGGAUUGGUGGAGGGUUUUACAUCUUACCACGAGAAGAGAAGGUCUCGUACCGGCUAAUUUUGUCGCGGAGGAGAGUUCUGUAGAAUGCGAGGAUUGGUUCUUCCCGCACGUGUCGAGAAAAGAAGCUGAUAAACUACUACUAGCAGAGAUCAAUCCUCGGGGAACGUUCCUCGUCAGACCAGCAGAGCAUAACCCACAUGGGUUCAGCCUUAGUGUCAAAGAUUGGGAAGAAGGAAGAGGGUACCACGUGAAGCACUAUAAAAUUAAACCUCUAGACAAUGGGGGUUUCUACAUAGCAACCAAUCAGACCUUCCCGAGUUUGCCAGCACUGGUCAUGUCUUAUACAAAAAACGCGCUAGGUCUUUGCCACGUGCUCGCCCGUCCUUGUCCGAAACCAGAACCGCAGAUGUGGGACCUCGGACCAGAGCUGCGGGAUAAAUGGGAAAUUCCCAGGAGUCAGAUACAGCUCAUAAAGAAACUUGGGCAGGGGAAUUUCGGUGAAGUGUAUUACGGAAAAUGGUGCAACAAUAUUGAGGUGGCUGUAAAAACAUUGAGGGAAGGCACGAUGUCCAAACAGGCCUUCCUCCAAGAGGCGGCCAUCAUGAAGAAGUUCCGUCACAAACGCCUCGUAGCACUGUAUGCGGUGUGCUCGCAGCAGGAGCCCGUUUACAUCGUCCAGGAAUACAUGUGCAAGGGCUCCCUUCUGGAAUUCCUAAGAAAUGGAGAAGGAAAGUCCCUCCAUUUCGAGGACUUAAUCUAUAUUGCGGCUCAAGUUGCGUCCGGCAUGGAGUACCUAGAAUCCAAACUGCUGAUACACAGAGAUUUAGCGGCCAGGAACGUAUUAAUAGGUGAAAAUAACGUAGCGAAAAUAUGUGACUUUGGAUUAGCUAGAGUUAUCGAAGAUAAUGAAUAUUGCCCGAAACAAGGAUCCCGGUUUCCUGUGAAAUGGACGGCACCAGAGGCGAUAAUAUACGGACGUUUCUCAAUUAAAAGCGACGUUUGGUCGUAUGGUAUAUUGUUGAUGGAGGUGUUCACCUAUGGACAGAUACCGUACCCGGGUCUCCAUGGAAAAGAAGUAAUUGAGCAAGUGGAGCGCGGGUACAGGAUGCCGAAACCGGUCGGUCACUAUUUGCCCGACGACAUCUAUAGACUGAUGCUUCAAUGUUGGGACGCGAUACCAGAAAAGCGACCGACAUUCGAAUUCCUCAACCAUUAUUUCGAAUCGUUCACAGUGACCAGUGAAAUACCGUACAGAGAAGUGCAAGACUAGUGCUGUGAUAUAGUGAAAUAGAUUUUUUACGACUUCCAGUCUGGACGCUGCGACUGUAACGCUGUGCGUUUAAGUGAUAGUGAUGGGCCGUUCAAAACAUUUGUUAUUUUAAUAAUGUAGACGAAAUAAUCGCUGAACGUUUGUUUUGCUUUUUGAAGUGAUUUAAAGCUGCUGCGUUGCGACUAAACGACUAUAUCACAUGUAUAAUCAAACACGGUUAGUUAUUUGUAAAAAUUACAUACUAAACUGAGAAUUAUAUAACAUUUAAUGGUCCAACUGAGCAUUGUUGUGUGUUUGAACAGCGUGAGAUAAUUUUGUGUAGGGUCCUUAGCGAAUAAAUGAAAUUAUGAAAAGUGUGUGUGAUAUGCAAAUUUAAGCGACAAAACAUUUGACGUCUUAUACUUCAAUAUUUUGAUAAGUGAAGUAAUAUUUGAAACACACACACUUUUGUAUUUUCUAAUUUUAGUAUUUUUAUACUCAAAGCGUUACUAAACUAUACAGGAAAGUGUGAGCUUGUCGUUUUUAUUCAUCGGCUUGUCAUAUUAUUUGUAGUUAUGAAAAUGAAUAAAGAAUUUCAACUGUAGCGCCUAAGUCGAUACGAUCACAGAUCUAUUUCCAUGGCAGAGUUAAAUGUAAGUGAUUAAUAACACCUAUUUUCUUAUUUAUUAGCAGUAGCUUAAGCACAUUUAGCGUAUUACGUUGCAUCUGUACAAAAUUGUUCACUAUUAUAAGCAAUAAUGUAAAAAAUCGAUGAUAACACAGUAUUUUCAUAUUCUAAACUGAAAUGUGAUAUUUUUUCUUAUCACAGCUAAAAGAAGUAUCCGUGUCCUUCGCUGCUUUCCAUUUCCUGAAUGGUGCUAAUGCUAAAUUAGUCGGCCCUAACAUAUUGUUAUUUUAAACAUUACAUUACGGUAAAAAUAUUAAAGUAAAACGAACUAUCUCGCGACUAUGUUUAUCAUAGACAAAAUAGACUGAGCAUUCGCUGUCCCGUUGUGAAGGACAAGUGAGAAAGAGACAAAGUGCGUGCGACUCAUUAUUAGCUGCGUUAUUUUCAUUAUUGAAAUGAUGUAUCUUGACCAUACUUUUGCUCAUUCUACUCUUUGUCUUGACAAAUUAACUAGCUUGACGUAAAAUUGUAUGACUUUGACGUUAAUACAACAGUCAUAUCUAAAAAAAAAAAUAACGUACACUUGAAAUUAAUAAUGAAUAAAAUAUAAUAUAUACAUGAAUUUAGUUCAACCAAUUUCUUGUAAAUCUGACAUGAUUUGUUUUAUUGCUAAUAAUUGCUAUGGGAGUGGGCAACAAUACAGAUUCAAAAUUAAUCCUUGCAAUACUUACUAUUAAAUAACUUUUGAGGGCUGACUUAAACUCUUAAUUUUGUUUUAAUUAUUUCUAAUUUUGCACACAAAGAUCCUACAUUUAAAUUAAAUUGACGUAUUCGUUCGUAACUAAUACCAUAGACAAAAAAAACAACUUGUGUAUGAUUAAAAAAAACACUGAAAUAUGAAGGCCGCUUUGAGAUUCUUAUACAGAGAUUAUAUCAAGAAUUUACAUCGACUGAUUAAUUCAAGGCUCCUUUGCGAAGUAAUUUUUUAUAUCUCAAAUAUCCAUAGAUAAUUCAAAUUCCAUAGAUAAUUCAAAUUUCAUAAGCAUAUGCAAAGGGGCCAAAAUCCUUCAAGUUUAAAAUAAAUAUAGCUUUAGGACCAUAUACCAAAGAGUUAUUGUACAUUAUGAGCGAAGGAUAGUUUUUAAGAGGGGCAUAUUUAAUUUUUAGCAUAGUUAGAAAUUGUGACCUGUGUAUUGUUAAUUAUUUUGACCAAUAUCCAUAAUUUUGAAAAAUGUAUGAUUAAAUUGUAUAAUAAAUUUAAUUAUAUUUGUUAAUACGACUGAUCACUUAAAUUUACCACACCAUGACUUUAUAGCUAAUUUCGUCGCCUCAUUAAAGUAUUAAAGAUAUGCUUUAAUCAAUUAAUCAUUUUCAUCGUCCUAGAAAUUGUAUAAAUCAAUGAAAAAUAGUGUCUUAUAACAUUCCAAGUAAUCAAACACUUUAAAUUUGGACACUUUUGUAUGAAAACGAUUAGAUUU